Anoplopoma fimbria (sablefish) is the source of this 1549-nucleotide messenger RNA. RefSeq names its product salvador family WW domain containing protein 1 (gene sav1). The transcript is spliced from 5 exons. Lineage: Eukaryota; Metazoa; Chordata; Actinopteri; Perciformes; Anoplopomatidae. The record is from RefSeq and is a predicted model, not a curated record. Bases 252 to 1514 code for a protein of 420 amino acids. Gene Ontology annotation, molecular function: molecular adaptor activity; protein binding. Gene Ontology annotation, biological process: regulation of cell population proliferation; hippo signaling; apoptotic process.
GUGUCAUUGACUGGUGGGCAGGUCUGUGCAGUGAGCCUUCCCGGGGAGGAGGCCCUGCGGUGGGAGUGGAGCUCACAGCGGACCGGACCUCUGGAGGAAACACUCUCUCCCAGCAGCCCCCCCUAAGCUAGCUAGCAUGCUAACCUGCUGCUAGCUUCACCUCAAGUUUUCCCACAAUGUUUCCCCAGACGGAUCGGGAUGGUUGCAGGGUCGACAUUCGUUGUUGAUAACCCCCCUGCGAGCCCUGAGUUAUGCUCUCGCGAAAGAAAAGUAAAAAAGAAGCGUCGAAACCAGCCGAGGUCCACGGGAAGUAUGUGAAGAAGGAGACGUCGCCGCUCCUGAGAAAUCUUAUGCCCUCAUUCAUCCGUCAUGGACCCACUAUUCCCAGACGCACGGAGGUCCCUCUGCCAGACAUGGGGCCCUCUUCCUACCCUGUGCCGCCCACCCGGGAGCCCGUUGUGUCCCGCAACAAGAGUUUUCUCCGUGCCCCCGUGCAGAGGCCUCCUCAAGAGGUGGCCCGCAGAGAGAGCCACCGAAUGUCUGCACCUCCGUACCUGCCUCGCAGUCUGGGAGACCUGCCUCACGAGUACGGAGGCUCCUCACAGUCUUUUCUCACAGACGUGAUCCCCAUGUCUGAGAAUGGAGACGCUGCCCGGUAUUACUACCCCUCUGAACCUUAUUAUGACAACCAGCAGCAGCAGCAGCAGCAGCAGCAGCAGCAGCAGCAGCAGCAUCAGCAGCAGCAGCAGCGCCAGCCCAGGAGGGUCCCGGACCGAUUUCCUGAGGACUAUAGAUACUAUGAGCACAAUGAACACAACUUCCAAAGACUUCCACCACAACACACUCCCCCAGCUCCAAGCAGACCCCCUUCAGGCAUAGGUCGAAUACAGGCCAAGUCCCUGGGGAACCUCUCCAAUCUAACGGGAGAGGACAUCCCCCUCCCGGGCGGCUGGACCGUUGACUGGACCAUCCGUGGCAGGAAGUACUACAUCGACCACAACACGAACACUACACACUGGAGCCACCCUCUGGAGAGGGAGGGGCUCCCUCCGGGCUGGGAGAAGGUGGAGUCGGCCGAGUUCGGGGUCUACUACGUGGAUCACAUCAACAAGAGGGCACAGUAUCGGCACCCCUGUGCUCCGAGUGUGCCUCGCUAUGAUCAGCCUCCGCCAUUACCACCUCCUGUGACCUAUCAGCCACGUCCUGCAGAGAGGAACCAGCCGGUGCUGGUGCCAGCCAACCCGUACCACACAGCCGAGAUCCCAGACUGGCUGCAGGUUUACGCCCGCGCCCCUCUCAAGUACGACCACAUCCUGAAGUGGGAGUUGUUCCAGCUGGCAGACCUGGACACGUAUCAGGGCAUGCUGAAGCUGCUUUUCAUGAAGGAGCUCGAACACAUCGUCAAAUCCUACGAGGCGUACCGGCAGGCGCUGCUGUCGGAGGUGGAGGCCCGCAAACAGCGGCAGCAGUGGUACGCCCAACAACCCAACAAGAACUUCAUUGGGAACAUGUGAUGAUGUGUGUGUGUGUGUGUGCGUGUGCGUACAGC